ACAUUUUCUCCACAAUUUUUUCAAUCAAUUUGCUUAUCUACAUUAAUCAACUCUACAAAAAUUUGAAUUUAUUCUAUUUUUAUAUUUGUUUGUAUAAUUUAUUUAUUUUUUGGGUGUUUAUAGCAUCAAAUUUACCCUCUUCUUGUACUAAAAAUUAUGUGAACAAGGAGAUAAAGCUGAUGCAUAUACUAAUACGGUUGGCUUACCAGCUCAUUGCAUUUUUAUUUUAUUGCCUUUGUGCCAAAUGGUCCUACCGAAAUCCCAAAAUUUACGAUUUUUUUCUGUAAGUCCGAUGAUUUUUUUGUGAUUUAUCUUUGGCAGAUGAUGAUAUAUUAUGUAAAUGCUGAAUAAUCAUGUCGAUUAUUUACUCCGCUUAUUAUCUGAUGCCAUUUUGUCUCUUAGAUUCAGAUCUAAUGAAUGGUAUGCUCACUUACUCCUAAUUGUUUUUUUUUUUUUUUUUUAUGAUCAAUCCUUUUGCAGCUGAUUGUUAACUGUAAAUACUGAAUAAUUAUGUUGAAUUUUCAUUCUGGGUGUCAUUGUUUUUUUUUUAUGUAUUUAAUUUUUUUAUUGGGAGGCAAAUGAUGUUAAACAAAAUCUUAUACUACACACUGAAAUUAAAUGAAGAAAUUAAAACUCUCAAUUAAUUUUCUGAUGCCUCCUAAUUAAUUAUUAUUUUUGGAAUGUUUUGUUUAUUAAAUUAAUUUUGUUGGCUUAAUGAUGAGAUACAAGCAGACGGGCGGUCUGAAUUGAUGCCAUGUUGAUUGUCUGCACAAACUUCCAUUUAUGGAAUUUCUCUGAGAGUUGAUUGCUACUCUUAUUUAUUGCUAACAAAUUUUAGUAUCUAUUAAUUAAGUUUUGUAGUUUUAUCUGGUUGCAGUGAUGAACUUGCUAAAAUUAUGUCUGGACUUAUGAUAAAUCCAUGAUUAGUUAGUUGCAAUUUCUGAGCAGCUUAGUCAUUUCUCUGUUAAUAAGCAUUUUCUCUGUCGAUUGUUGUACGAAUUAUGAUUUCUAAUAAUAUUAAUGAGGGUAAUUUUGUACCAAGUUGAAUAGGUGGGUAUGUUAAGCUCUUUUCUGUUAGACAUGACAUUGAGCAACUACAUCUUAUUGAGGACAUGAUUGUAGAUAGGAAGGUAUACAGGACGCGAAUUAGGUUAGAGGGCUAGUUUGAGAGUCGGUUGUAGCUAGUAGAUAGUAUUGCUUUGGUGUAGCCAUGCUAGUAGUCGGGCUAUGCUGUUGGAGUUUUGUUGUUCGUAGGGUUUGGGGAGGUGUGUGCUUUUUGUUAGAUAGUGUAUAGUACUACUCUGUUGGUGUUUAAUUUCUGUUAUUUCAUAUUGUUAUAUGUUUUAUUACGGCUUUUUUUAUGGUCUCUAACGGAAUCAGUCUCUCUACUUCUUUGGAGCUAGUGGUAUGGACUAUACACACUCUACUUACCCUCCCUAGACCCCGCUAGAUCCCGCGGGAAUAUAUGGGUAUGUUGUUGUAUGAAUUUACAAUGGAAAAACUCUAGUUAAUGUUGGUGAUAAAUUGCAAUUAUAAAGUUGUUUAAUAUCUAAGUGUGCUCCUUCAGUUAACAAAUGAAUCUAUGCCACUUGUAAUCACUAAAUCCAUUUUAUUAGAGUAAAUACACAACUCUAGUUUUUGAUUGUUUCAACUAGUGUCAUUUUGUUCUUCAAAGUAAACAUUAUUGUGUGAAAAAUUGGUUAAAAAGAUCUGCAUUGUGAAAUCCUUUAAUGGCGGGGCUUCAAAAAAGAGUCUGCAGCAGGUACCGGUUAAUGGUAAACCCGUCUGCCGCAUGAAGCCUAAAUGAAUUAACAUCCAAGAUGAAGAUCCAUUUGAGUUAUUGUAUACUCUCUUGACACAAUAUCUUGGAUAUAUUUGUAUUUGUUUUCAAUUUUGUAUAUGGCAUUUCUCAGACAACGGGUAUUUUCUUCUUAUUCCUGUAAGAAAUUACCUUUUGCAUGGUGCCUAUACGUUGCUACUUAUCACGAUUGGAGGAUGUUGUUGUUUUCCCUCAACAUUUUCUUCAAAUUUAAAGUAGCCAAAUUGUUUUAACUAUCAAAUUGUUUUGCGGUGAUGAGGUGCUAACAUGUAAGGAGAUCUAUUUAAAGCUUGGAUCAGCUUGGAUCUUCGAUGAAAUUUGCUUGUUACGCUUGGCUUCUGAGCUUCGUUAUUGUCAAUGUACUACUAGUUUUUUUUUUUGAUAGAGAUUUGCAAAACCUGAUGAAAAAAAGCAGGGAUCUAUUACCUUAUUUGUGAAUGGGUCUCUCGUAAACUUCAGGGAUAUUAUAAUUGCGUUGUUAUUGGGUGAACCACUUGACCACUCAUGAUGGAAUGGUUCAGUAAACGAUGAUACAUACCCACUUGCUAAUUUAAUUUAUGAAGUUGUGUUUGCAUGAAUAAUAAUUGAAGGAUCACAAAUUCUACAGUGUUGGGUUGGAUGUUGUAGUAUUGAUUCUGGAGUUUGACAAAUUGCCAUCUUCUUUAACAUGGUUAUAUUUAGCUUUUUGGAAAUUGAUUGUCUUGAACUUGCAAUCUAAACUUGUUACUAUGUUUAAUUUCACUUGGGACAAGUGAGACCUGAAGUCGUCUUGUAUGUCUGCACACAUGAAAAUCAAUAAUUACAAUUUUAUGUAGUCUGUCCUUAGCACAAAUGGUUGCUCUUUAUGUAAACUUGAUAGGUGUCACUAUUCGAGCUGAGGUUCUGAUUGCAAUGGGCAUGUCGGAUCAGGAAGGUAUAUCUGACUUUAAGUGUGGAGGUACAAUGAAAAUCAAGAAAAGUCUUUUAAACUAAAUGAAAUAGAAGUCUCAAGACUUUGAAUAAAACAUUAUAACAAACAUUUUUUAAAAUCCAGUCUACGAAGUUUCUAGCAAAAUAAGAUUUGUCCAAGUUCAACAAGACCUUGGCAAUACCUCGUGGAGUGCGAGAAUGUGACUUCGAACUUACAUUAUUAGAUGAUAUAGUUGCUCAAGAUGGUCAAUACGUAAAAUGAGAUGAUAUAGUUGCUCAAGGACGAUCACGAUUAAUAUGUGUAAUGUACUGGCGCGUGGAAUGGCCAAAAAAAAACACUAAAUAAUAAUGAUAGGAAUCAACUCUGGAUAAAACAUUAUGGGCUUAGAAGCAAUAUAUCAGGAUGUAAACAUGGACUUCGAUUUAAAAAUCUAAUUUCCCAGGUUAUUUCGAAUUUCAUAAUUAUAGCCCAAACUGAUAAUUUGUUUAUGGGUCGGUUUCUAUAUUUUUUGGGUCGGGUUAUGGAUUUUGUAUUUACGUGAAUGGUUUAUUGGUUUGCGUCUUUGUAUAAUUUUCUUUUUGGGCUACCCGAUAUACCGAUGACAAAUAGGCUAUACAGUACAAGCAUUACCAGAUUAACAACAUUUAACAGCCCACAUAAAUUUUCCAAUACCUAUUAUCUUGGCCCAAAAGGCAACCCAAGCCCAAAGGGCAAAGGUAAUAGGGUUUAUGACUAUUCACUCACUCGCACUGUUUGCGCCUCUCUCAAGUCUCAUCUGUCUCUCUCUAAGAGUCUCACCGUCUCACAACAACUGCUCAAUUUUUGUUCAAUUUUCGCUCAAAUUUUGCUCGUCUGUUGGCUUGCUGCUCACAAUCGCUCACUUAGUUGAAUUUUCGCUCGAUUUUUGCUCGUCUUUUGGCUUGCUGCUCACAAUCACUCACUUAGGAUAUAGAGCUCGUUUGGAUAGAAUAAAAAAAAUUGGUUUUUAAGAACUGUUUUGAAAGUGCUAAAACUUAGUUGGUAGGCAUUCCAACUCAUUUUUCCUCUUUCUCCACCAAACUAAAAAGAGAAGAAUGACGACGGCGGUAUGGACGACAAUGACUGAGAUCAUCUUGCAGUACACGGGGUUAUGGCCGACAGCGUUCUUCACCAUUGUAGCGUUGAUGGUUGUGACUUACAAAGUUGUUUGUGGCAUGUUCUUCUCUGCUGAUGACUUUGUUCCCAUCAAAAGACAGCCUCUCCACCUCGGCGACAUGACGGAAGAGGAACUUAGAGCUUAUAAUGGCUCUGACUCAGAAAAACCAUUGUUGAUGGCUAUCAAAGGAAAGAUCUACGAUGUCUCUACCUCCAAGAUGUUCUAUGGUCCUGGUGGUUCAUAUGCAAUGUUUGCUGGAAGAGAUGCAAGCCGAGCCUUAGCUCAGUUAUCAUUCAAACCUGAAGAUAUUAAUGGGAACCUUGAAGGCCUAAGUGAUGCUCAACUUGAAAUUCUGCAAGACUGGGAAUAUAAAUUUAUGGACAAGUAUGCCCAGGUGGGACAGCUUGUUCCAAAGAAAACACCAACUGAGAAUAAAGCAGAAGAAGAAAGUGUUUGGGAUAGGACUAGUGCUGAAGGCAUCAAAAGCAGAUAUGCUGCAGGAGAGUAGAAUUGUUGAAGAACAUCGAGUACAGAAAGACAGCCACCCAUGACUGCAGAUUCUUGCUGGCAGAUUCUUGCUGCUCUAUCUGUACACUCUUUAAUUCAGAGAAACAAAUGCGAUGUAAGUAGUUCGUGCUUUUCUCUAGUGGACCUCCAUUAAAGUAUGUGCUUGUACAUUUCACACGAUUCAAACGAUGCCAUGUUGAUUGUCUGCACAAACUUCCAUUUAUGAAAUUUCUCUGAGAGUUGAUUGCUA
Capsicum annuum is the source of this 4621-nucleotide messenger RNA. Its product is annotated as probable steroid-binding protein 3. Lineage: Eukaryota; Viridiplantae; Streptophyta; Magnoliopsida; Solanales; Solanaceae. The coding region runs from base 3803 to 4372 and encodes 189 amino acids. Gene Ontology annotation, cellular component: endomembrane system; membrane. The transcript is spliced from 2 exons. The record is from RefSeq and is a predicted model, not a curated record.